ACCUACUCUCUCGCAGUGGAGGUGCAAAACCCAAAAGUGGACUCGCGAUUCCUCAGACGAGGUCCGUUUAAGGACCGGGCAAUGGUGCUUAUCACAGUUCUGAACGCAGACGAGCCGCCGAAGUUCUCCCGCUCGCGGUACCGGCUGGAUGUGUCGGAAAACUGUCCUCCAGCAUGUGUGGUGGGAAGAGUGGCCGCUGUGGACCCGGAUACAGGCCUCAGUAACAACAUCAAGUACUCAGUUGAUCCCGAGUCGGACCCCGAGGCGCUGUUCCGUAUCGCCUCUGACAAUGGCCUCAUCACCACGGCCGUGGAAUUGGAUCGGGAACAGGAGCAAUGGCAUAACAUUACCGUCAUCGCCACACAGAGAGGUACCAGAACUCCUCUGCUCCGCCGCUCUUAAUGGGACAUCGCAUCAACUCUGAGCGUCUGACAAUUUCACACA
This is a messenger RNA of Sinocyclocheilus grahami, 444 nucleotides long. Its product is annotated as cadherin-24-like. Gene Ontology annotation, biological process: cell-cell adhesion mediated by cadherin; multicellular organism development; adherens junction organization. The record is from RefSeq and is a predicted model, not a curated record. Lineage: Eukaryota; Metazoa; Chordata; Actinopteri; Cypriniformes; Cyprinidae. Gene Ontology annotation, molecular function: beta-catenin binding; cadherin binding; calcium ion binding. The coding region runs from base 82 to 402 and encodes 106 amino acids. Gene Ontology annotation, cellular component: membrane; catenin complex; adherens junction. The transcript has 2 exons.